AUGGAUGUUAAGAACGCCUUUCUCAAUGGUGAUCUCACUGAGAAAGUUUCUAUGCAACCUCUGCCUGGUUCUCUGUUCCAUUCAUCAAAUGCUUAUGAUUCUGCCUUGUUUAUACAUCAGACAGAGCGUGGUAUUAUCCUUCUUCUUAUCUACGUGGAUGACACGAUCAUCACUGGCGAUGACAUAACGGGUAUCUCUAGUCUCAAAAAAUUCCUCAGUCACCAGUUUGAGAUGAAAGAUUUGGGUUUGCUUAGCUAUUUCCUCAGCUUGGAAAUUUCUCAUGAUCUUUCUAGUUAUUUUCUCACCCAGGCCAAGUAUAUCUCUGAUCUCUUGACUCGUGCUGGUCUUACCGAUUGCAAGACAUCUACUACUUAUGUUGAUCCUAAGACUCGUCUCAUACCUCUUGAUGGUCACCUAUUAUAUGAUCCUACUUUAUAUCGUCAGUUAGAUGGCAGUCUUGUCUAUCUCACGAUUACUUGUCCGAACAUUUCCUAUGUUGUUCACAUUGUCAGUCAGUUCAUGGCUGCUCCUCGCACUCUAUACUAUAAUGCUCUAGUUCAUAUUUUGCGCUAUCUAAAAGGCACUAUGUUCCAUGGUCUUCACUACUUAGUACACUCUUCUCUACAGUUACUUGCUUUUUGUGAUGCAGAUUGGGCAGGGGAUCCUACUGACCGCCACUCUACUACAGGGUUCUGCUUCUUCUUGGGUGAUUCUCUCAUUGCUUGGUGUAGCAAGAAGUAA
Camellia sinensis is the source of this 741-nucleotide messenger RNA. The record is from RefSeq and is a predicted model, not a curated record. Lineage: Eukaryota; Viridiplantae; Streptophyta; Magnoliopsida; Ericales; Theaceae.